AUGCACAGGGUCGCAUUCAAUGCGCAGGCUGACUUGAAGAAUGUUGUCGCCUCCGAAAAUAAUUCAAAGUCCAUGUUAACGGAGUAUUUCAAGGCUAACCAGGAAUACCCUCGGGCUAGGCAUAUAUUGUACAAGGAUUUUCCCGAAAGCUUCACGUGGCAGAAGAAAAAGAAGUUUUGGAAGCCGCGGGUCGAGCGUUUUCAAAUAGGUCGCAUCGUGUCUGCCAAUCCUGCCGAGGGUGACCGAUACUACCUGCGUGUGUUGCUAAACCAUGUUACGGGCAAAACAUCCUUCGACGACUUGCUCACCGUGGACGGCGUUCUAUGUGGGAGCUUUAGAGAAGCUGCUGAAAGGUUGGGACUCAUCGAGGCAGACAACACGCUCGACAACUGUCUUACUGAGGCUGAGCAGUGGGCGAUGCCAUGUUCUCUUAGGAGGCUCUUCGCAACCAUCUUG
Messenger RNA from Aegilops tauschii subsp. strangulata, 456 nucleotides. The record is from RefSeq and is a predicted model, not a curated record. NCBI's taxonomy places the organism in Eukaryota, Viridiplantae, Streptophyta, Magnoliopsida, Poales, Poaceae.